This is a messenger RNA of Cadophora gregata, 192 nucleotides long. RefSeq lists its product as uncharacterized. NCBI's taxonomy places the organism in Eukaryota, Fungi, Ascomycota, Leotiomycetes, Helotiales, Ploettnerulaceae. Bases 1 to 192 code for a protein of 63 amino acids. The transcript has a single exon. The record is from RefSeq and is a predicted model, not a curated record.
AUGACCGACAGCGGCGGCUUCGUUAAAGUCCCCAGCGAUGAGGAAGAAGAGCGCAUGCGAAAGGCAGCCGAGGAAUCUCAGCGCAAGCGCGAGGCUGCCAGAAAGAAGCGGGAGAUGGAUGAGGCAAUGAAGAAAGCAGGAGAGAAUUCUCAGCAGCGCAGGGGUGGCGGAGGUAGUGCCACUACCAAUUAA